AUGGGUGCCUCUGCUCCCGAGGCACUGGCUAUGCAGCCCGUGCGCUUCGAGUACACUCCACGCAGCCUCGUGCGUGCGCAGGCCCAGAUCCAUCGUCAUCUCCUCGUUUUCGUGGUCGUGGUCAUCUUGGUGCACUUGCUGGCCCUCCUGCUCCUCGAUCAUCUCCUGACGCGUCCCGACUGGCCUCGCAUCGCCAAGGCACUGGUUGACACCAGUGGACACGCCGGUAGUGCCGGAGCUGCCUGGCUCACGGGCAAGGCUCUUGACUUGAUUCGGCAUGGGCGGGUGAUCCGUGCCCUGCUUCAAGCCAUCAUCUGUGCCAUCCUGGCCAGUCUGAUGGACCUGGAUCACUUUUUCCACGCCUCGCGCUGGAGUCUUACGGCAGCCACCUCCCUGUCCACGCGGCCGUGGCUACACUCACUGCCAGUAGCCAUUGCCGCAGCGCUUUUGCUGAGCUAUGUGGCUCACCGGUGCAACGUUGCGGGCGCCCAUCGUGACACAUUUCUGCUGCCACUGACCGCCGUGCUCACGCAUCAACUGCGCGAUGCGCAUCGCCGAGGCCUUUGGCUCUACCCCUUGGCUGGUGGUGCCAGCAUCCCAAUCUCAUACACAUUCUACCUGACUUUUAACGUUGCCAUAUGGCCAGCCGUGCUGGCUCAGCUGAGCCGCUGGUCCCCCGGCUAG
Messenger RNA from Monosiga brevicollis MX1, 684 nucleotides. RefSeq lists its product as uncharacterized. The record is from RefSeq and is a predicted model, not a curated record. The coding region runs from base 1 to 684 and encodes 227 amino acids. The transcript has 3 exons. Lineage: Eukaryota; Choanoflagellata; Craspedida; Salpingoecidae.